Molecule: messenger RNA, 3608 nt
Organism: Penaeus chinensis
Lineage: Eukaryota; Metazoa; Arthropoda; Malacostraca; Decapoda; Penaeidae
Product: proteoglycan 4-like
Exons: 17
Coding region: 150-3188 (1012 amino acids)
Biological process (GO): maturation of LSU-rRNA from tricistronic rRNA transcript (SSU-rRNA, 5.8S rRNA, LSU-rRNA)
Cellular component (GO): nucleolus
Molecular function (GO): RNA binding
Source: RefSeq, a predicted model, not a curated record
CAACAUUCUACUAAAUGUUUCAGUUGGCUUCCAUACAUGUGUGACGGAAUCGGACGCGUUUCGGUAAACAAGCGAGGUGCUCCUGCGAGACGGACGACACGUGCUUCAGAACAUCCUCUGGUGAAGAAGAGUGAGUUUAUUCAUACAAGAUGAAGGUCAUAAAUGGUGCCAAACCAAAACCUAAAUUUAUGAAGAAGAAGAAGCCUAAGGUGAAAAAAGUUCCCAAAGUACAGGAGAGCCUGGAAGCCGAAUCAGGAGUUGUCUUUAUAUCUCACCUCCCACAUGGAUUUUAUGAUAGGGAACUAAAGGCAUUCUUCUCACAGUUUGGAAAACUGUCAAGGGUGUCUGUGCCACGGAGUGAAAGUACUGGUACAGUGUGUGGUUAUGGCUAUCUGGAGUUCCAUGUCCCAGAUGUUGCAAAAAUUGCAGCAAAAACAAUGAAUGGUUAUUUGGUUAAAGGAAAGAUUUUAAAAUGUGAGUAUGUACCUAAAGAAAGAGUAAGUGAGAAGAUGUUUCCAAAACAAAUAUAUAAUGGCCACAAUUGUCCAAAAGCAAAGCGGAGGGAGGAAGCAAUUCAAAAGAUGAAUAGAGUUCUCAGUCAAGACGAGAAGGACAAGAAGAUGAAGCGGUUAAAAAAGAACUAUGCAAAAAAGUUAAGGGACCUAGGAAAAGAAGGUGUUAUUGUUGCCUUGAAUGGAAUGCCAAAUCAUAAACAAAUGCUGAAAAGGAUAAAACAAGAAGUUAUGGAUCCAGAACUGAAGGAUAGUGGGCCACGGACUGAGAACAUAUACUUGGAGCGGAUAGACUGGUUUGAAAAGAAGUUCCAGGAAGUGAUAGACUCCGGGGAUAAGCUUGACUUUGAAAUAAAGACUGCUGAAGUGAGGAAGAUAAGAGACAAAGCUCUGGUGGAAGCUCUCAGUCCGGAGCAAAUGGAGACAUUAAAGAAACAGAUUAGUUCCUAUAAGAAGCAAAUGAAGAUACUGCAAGCAGAAGGCAAGAUCAGAGGGGACAUAAUCAUUGAUGAUGUUGAAGAGACGAAAAGGGCAGAAACUGAAGAAUCCGAAACUGAGGAAGCAGAAGAAGAAUUGGAUAGUGAAUCUGAGGUAGAUGAUGAGGAGAGUGAGCUAGGAGAAGAAAAUGUUCCUCCCCUUCCUGAAAAGAGAAAAAGGAAGAGGGCAAUGAAGACAAAGGAAUCCAAGGCGGAGACUUCAGUAAAGAAGGCUCAGAGCAAGGGAGGCAACAUUAGCGUAACUGCAACUAAGGCAGAAAUCAAGAAGAACGAACCCCUAAAAGGAAAGAAAAAGAAGGCCUCAAAAGGAAAGAAAAAGAAGGGCAAGAAAACAAAGAAAGCCUUGAAUGGCACACUUGAGGAAGAAAACGAGACGAAACAGGAUGCCAUUGUAGUAGAAGUUGAUGGAAGUGAUGAUGAAAUAGCAUUCAAAACUCCUCCAAAUAUGGUGAAGAAAUUUGUCAAGAUUACUCCAUCAUCACCUGCAAAUAAAAUCCAUACACCUGAAGGAAAGAGCACAGCCACUGAGCAGUCCCUUGUGAAGAGUCUCUUUAGCAAAAAGAAAGGCCUGCCAUCUACACCAAACAAAGCUGAAGAUAUACUUCAGGCUGUUACUCCCCAAACUGUCAAGUUGACACCAGGAGCCAAAAAACUGGGGAAGAAAAGGAAGGCGGAAGAAAUUACACCCUCUGAUACUAAGGAAGAACCCACAGCUAUUCUGAAGAAAACACCCAAGAAGAAUGCAAAGACUCCCUGUACCCCAUCUGCAUCAUCAGCCUUAGAUCAAGUAACAGAAGAACCAGUCUCUGCAACAGCAACAUCUGUUGGGGAGAAUGAAUCAGUUGAGGCAAAGACUCCAAAAACAACUAAAACUUCAGUAACUCCUAAGAAAACUCCAAAAGCUUCUCAGAAAACUCCCAAAAAGGUUCCUGGUACACUGACUGAUGAAAACAAACCAGUUGAGGCAAAAACUCCUAAAACAACUAAUACUUCAAUAACUCCUAAGAAGACACCUAAAACUACACAGAAAACGCCCAAAAAGGUUCCUGGUACACCAGCAGAUGAAAUCAAACCAGUCGAGGCAAAAACUCCUAAAACAACUAAUACUUCAAUAACUCCUAAGAAGACACCUAAAACUACUCAGAAAACGCCCAAAAAGGUUCCUGGUACACCAGCAGAUGAAAACAAACCAGUCGAGGCAAAAACUCCUAAAACAACUAAUACUUCAAUAACUCCUAAGAAGACACCUAAAACUACACAGAAAACGCCCAAAAAGGUUCCUGUUACAACUGCUGAUGAAAACAAACCAGUCGAGGCAAAAACUCCUAAAACAACUGAUUCUUCAAUAAUUCCGAAGAAAACUCCUAAAAAGGCUUUUGGUGCACCAACUGAUGAAAACAAACCAGUUGAGGCAAAAACUCCUAAAUCAACUAACACUUCAGUAACUCCUAAGAAAACUCCAAAAGCUACUCAGAAAACUCCCAAAAAGGUUCCUGAUGCACCAGCUGAAGAAGACAAACCAGUUGAGGCAGCAAAAAUUCCUAAAACCCCUGAAGCAAAGACAGGUAAGACAAAAACACCAAAAUCAACAAAAAGAAAAGACGAAAAUAGUAAUACAGGAGGAGAACAACCUGUUGCUGCUAAUGGCACGACUCCACUCAAAAGAACAGUAGAAGAACCUCAGGCAAAAGAACUCUUUAAGAAAUUAAAGAUAGAACAAACCACAACUCCCAAGAAAACUGCAAAGACACCUGGUACUCCAUCUGCAUCAUCAGCAUCAGAUCAAGUAAAUGAAGAAACUGUUGAGACAAAGAUUCCCAAGGCAGCAAAAACUCCCAAAACUCCCAAAACUCCAAAGGCUCCAAAAACUCCCAAAACUCCCAAAACUCCCAAAACUCCAAAGGCAAAGAUAGAUGGUACAAAGACACCAAAAUCUGCAAAAAGAAAGGCAGGUGCUCCAUUAGGUCAAAGUGAUGGUUCAGCAGCAUUACGUACACCUGUACUUGACGGAACUCCACUCAAAGAAAAUCUCAAGAAACUAAAAGUAGAUCCCACAGAAUUGGCUACAACUCCAGUAAAAACUCCUAGGAAGGCCAUUAAGAAGACCCCCAAAGUAGAUGAAGGCUCAACAACUCCUCUUCGAAAGUCCAGUAGAACUGGUAAGAAUAAUAUGUCUUAAGCUCCUGCACCAAUGAAAACAAAACAAAACAAAACCAAGAAAAUUCCUGUGUCAAUAAGAGACUUGAUGGGAGCCACAAAAUCUAUUACAUUUUGAGAGUGAGGAUUUAGUUAAAGCUUAUGUAUGUAAAUUAACAUGAAUUAUAUUGGUCUAAUUUGUAGACCUAUAGUAUUUGGUUGGAUGGUAUUUUUCUUGUCUACAAGACAUUUUAUAACCAUGUUCAAUUAUAGCAAAUAUUACUGUAAUAUUUUAGAAAGUGUCUUGGUUCACUUUUUAACCAAGUACCAGGAUUUAUUUAAAUGAAACGUGUUGUUAUUAGUUAUGCAGACCAAUUUAUGGGAAAAAAAUGAAAUUUACUGUAAUUGAAAGAGGUCUGCAGUGAAUUUUUGUUGUUUUUUCAAUAAAACUGAAUGGAAUUGU